CGUUGAUUAGAUGGUGCGGUACCUGUGGCGUGGAAUCCUGGCAGUCUAAGAUCAGGGCCCAAUUUCGUUGUGACGUAGGUCAGAGCAGGUGAACGAUUAACUUCCUACAGGCUGAAAGCAACUUUACUUUCUUUUAACUUUACGCCCUACUCUCUGCCGCCCAACUUUCCUACACUUAUUGGAGUUAAAGUACAGUAUACACAUGUUCGAGUCAUGUAUUAUUAUAUUUAGUAUGGUUAUUCAUAAACGCUAAUCGAAGUUUGGCUUGGCUCGACUGCGGCGUCGUUGGGCUGACUCCUGGAGAUGGACCGAUACCGAUACUUCAUCUUUAACCAGAAGACGGUGCUCGUCCUCGGUGUCCUCCAAGUGGCGUGUGCGGCUCUUUGCCUUGUCUGCGGCUUCAUGGACGCUGUCUUCCGUAAAGACACCCCGCUGAGCACCACCAGGACUCCGGUGUGGGGCGGAAUGGUCAUGGCUUGUCCCGGUGUUUUGGCUCUGUUUGCAUCUCAAAGAAAAAACUCCAUACUGGUGAGCGUGAUGGUGGUGGCGGCGUUGCUGUCUUGCGUGGGUGCUGUCUUUGUGUUGGGCUACGCUUGUCUAACGCUCACCUACGGAGAGGAGGACAAGGAGGUUUUCCACCAUCACGACAGUCCUGAAGUGACAUUUGUGCUACAUCGAAUGGUGAAGGGCGCCAACGCCACCAUACUGCUGAGCUGCGUGGUCAGCCUGCUCAUGUCGUCUCUCAUCACCUAUGUGGGCUGCUGCAGUCUCCCCCGCUGUGGAUGCUACGACGCUAGAACUGGACUUGAGACGCUGGUUCCACAGUGUGACCCAGGAGAUGCUGAGAUGGUGUGCACCUGGCAAGCCGGAGGUGACGACAGGCUCUUCAACGCUCCAGCUCAGGCUCCAGAUUGUGGUGCCACGGAGGACGAUGAGGAAGGUUCCUCCAAGCUGCCUUCAUACAGCAGACUGGCCUGAGAUUUUGUCAAAUAACGUGGAAUUGUGUUUUUAUCGAGUAAAUGUGUCACCAAUAAAU
Molecule: messenger RNA, 1036 nt
Organism: Dunckerocampus dactyliophorus (ringed pipefish)
Lineage: Eukaryota; Metazoa; Chordata; Actinopteri; Syngnathiformes; Syngnathidae
Exons: 6
Coding region: 304-978 (224 amino acids)
Cellular component (GO): membrane
Source: RefSeq, a predicted model, not a curated record